AUGGUUUCAGAAUUUCGAAGAAGGAAGUAUCUUGAGGUAUUCAAAACGUUUGAUAGCGAUGCAAGUGGGACGAUUGAAAAGAAAGACGUUGAGAAGUCAGCAGAGAUGCUGGCGAAGCAGUGUAAGGUUGAUGAAGCCAAACAAAAAGAGUACCUCAACACAAUGUUGAAGAUCUGGGAUGGGUUGCAAAGCCAAGCUGACUUGAACAAAGACGGACACGUAACCGUCGACGAAUGGGUUGCAUUGUGGGACUCUUAUGCUAAAAACCCAUCAAGUGCCCAUGAUUGGCAAAACUUGUAUUGCAAAUUCACUUUCCAACUUCUAGAUACUGGAAAUGACGGCUUGAUUAAUAGAGAAGAAUUCGUUAAAGUACACGAAGCCUUGGGAGUCAAUAAAAAUGAAGCUGAAGAUUCUUUCCAAAAAUUGUCUAAAGGCAAGGCCAGCAUUUCUUUGGCAGAUUUCCAGGAGCUGUGGAAGGAGUACUUCACAAGUGAAGAUGCCAUUGCACCAGGCAACUUCAUUUUUGGAUUUCAAUUAAAAUGA
Parnassius mnemosyne (clouded apollo) is the source of this 543-nucleotide messenger RNA. NCBI's taxonomy places the organism in Eukaryota, Metazoa, Arthropoda, Insecta, Lepidoptera, Papilionidae. The record is from the annotation of a GenBank genome assembly.